Messenger RNA from Petromyzon marinus (sea lamprey), 4247 nucleotides. RefSeq names its product adducin 1 (gene ADD1). Gene Ontology annotation, molecular function: actin filament binding. The record is from RefSeq and is a predicted model, not a curated record. NCBI's taxonomy places the organism in Eukaryota, Metazoa, Chordata, Hyperoartia, Petromyzontiformes, Petromyzontidae. Gene Ontology annotation, biological process: barbed-end actin filament capping. Gene Ontology annotation, cellular component: cytoskeleton; plasma membrane; postsynaptic density.
CGCGGUGACGCGCCCCGCCCCUCCCCGAGCCGCUGCGCGCCCCGCGCUGGAGGCGGUGUUCGUCCGCUGGCCGCAGUGCGUCCUCACCACUAGGGCCCCGCGACCGCACCCAGUGAAGAACGAUGAACGGGGACUCGGGCCAGGAUGGAGGGGGGGUGGUGGCGGUGGCGCCCGUGGCUGCAGAGCCCCCCAGGGAGAGCUACUUGGACCGGAUGGAUGACCCCGAGUUCCUCCGCGAGCGAAACAUGGCUGCCGACCUGCGGCAGGAUUUCAACAUGAUGGAGCAGCGCAAGCGCGUGUCCGUCAUUCUGCAGAGCCCGGCCUUCCGGGAUGAGCUGGAAUCGCUGAUCCAGGAGACGAUGAAGAAGGGAAAGGACAUCUCCGGGCUGAAGGCACUGCAGCAGAUCGCAGACUACAUGCUGACAGCUCCUGGGCCGUGCCCGACACCCUCGGCCAGCGGUAUCACGGGGCUCAACAUGGGAGUCGGGAUGGUGAUCCCCAUCAAUGACCUGCGUGGCUCCGAGUCGAGCACCUACGUGAAAGGGGAGAAGCUGCUGCGCUGCAAGCUGGCGGCCGUCUACCGCUUGGUGGACCUCUACGGCUGGUCGCAGCUCAUCUACAACCAUAUCAGCGCAAGAGUGAACAAGGAGCAGGAGCACUUCCUGAUCAUCCCAUUCGGUCUCCUCUUCAGCGAGGUUACAGCCUCCAGCCUGGUUAAGGUGAACCUGCAGGGUGAGAUAGUUGACCGUGGAAGCACCAACCUUGGCAUUAACCAGGCGGGGUUCACGCUGCACUCCGCCAUCUACGCUGCGCGGCCCGAUAUCAAAUGUGUGAUCCACGUGCAUACACCUGCCGGCACGGCCGUGUCGGCUAUGAAGUGUGGGCUGCUGCCCAUCUCACAGGAGUCCAUGAUACUGGGAGAGGUGACAUACCACGACUAUGAGGGCAUUCUCGUCGAUGACGAGGAGAAGGCCAACCUGCAGAAGAACCUUGGCCCGACCAGCAAGGUGCUGAUCCUGAGGAACCAUGGGUUGGUGGCACUGGGGGAAACGGUGGAGGAGGCUUUUCACUACCUAUACAACCUCGUGAUGGCCUGCGAGGUCCAGGUGCGCACGCUUGCUAGUGCCGGAAGUGUCGACAACGUGAUCCUGCUCGAUGAGGAGAAGCUGCGGGUGCGUACGCAAGGGAUCGUCACUCAUGGCAACGUGAACAUGGCUGGUUUACACACGUGGGGCGUCGGGGAGCAGGAGCUGGAGGCAUUGAUGCGCAUGAUGGACAGCAUGGGCUACCGUACAGGUUACGCGUAUAGAAAUCCCGUAAUGAGGGAGCGCCCGCGCCAGCGCGGCGAGGUGGAAAUCCCAGCCACCUCGUUUGGGCUCGAUGAUGACUCUAUGGUGCACUCGCCGCUCAAGUUGCUGGCCGCGCGUCAGCAGCGCGACAAGACUCGCUGGCUGAACUCGCCCAAUGCCUACAUGCGCGUGGAGGUCACGCAGGACCAGCGCAACGGAGCGGGCGCCCCCAAGACUAAGGUGUGGGCGCCCAACACACACCGAACCCCCGCGCUGGCGUCCUCCCUCUCCUCCGGUGUCUGCGUGCCCAGCUGUAUCACAAACUGCUUGUGGCUCAAGGCGGAAGAUCCACCCAAGGGCGCUGGGGGGGGCGGUGCCCCCCUCAAGGUUGAAGACAGCAACAUGUUUGUGCCUCUUGGCACCGACCCACGGGAGGUGCUGGAGACACGCAACAAGAUCCGUGAGCACUACCGGCACGACGUGAAGACAGCGGGGCCACAGUCCCAGCUCCUGUGUGGUGCCGUCAUCGAGCGACCCCAGGGCCAGGAGGUGCUGGCGGCAUCGAAGGCCAUCAUCGUUAAGGAGUUUCAAACUGACGUGAAGCUGACGGCGCCGCCAAACCCCUUCCGCAAGUCGUGCGAGCGCGAGAUCGAGGAGUACCGGCGGGAGGUGGAAAGCAAGCAGCAACCUGGCGGCGCAGACUUGAACGAGAGGCACGAGGAGCAAGUCGAGGAGAAGGCCCCAGCGCCACCGGCCACGCCUCCCAAGCAGGCCGACGGUCAAGACAAACCUUCCGAGGCGUGGGAGCCCAGCGCUGCCCAGGCCCCUGGAGACUCCCAGCCCCAGCUCCAGCCCCAGCUCCAUCCCAAGCCUCACACCCUGCCAAAGCCACAGCCAGCUCACAGCGACACCCAGGCGCACUCCCUCACACUGCCCUCGGCGGCCACGCCGCCUGCUGCCCAGCACGAUGAGGGCACCGACGAGGAGGCGCUGUCGAAACGCUUGAGCAGCGUUUCGGUCGAGGGGGGUGGCGCCUCCAGCCCUGGCGAGGAGGCCUCCCCUGAGGCCUCCCCGGCCAAAUCGCCCUCCAAGAAGAAGAAGAAAUUCCGCACACCCUCCUUUCUUGCCAAGAUGAACAAGAAGAAGGAGAAGGCUGAGGCCUGAGGUGGGAGUGUGUCGGCCUGUGAGGGAGGCGAUGCUCACGGGGCUCAUGCCCCACGGUCGGGCGCCGCCUCCCAGGGGGGAAGCAUCAUCGCAUCGUACUGCGCUUCUUUUAAAACUGCAGUUCGCGACAACGCUCACGUUAACUCAUGUUUUUGUACUGUACCUAGAGAAACUCAUUGUUAUGCUUACGUUUUACUUAAUCCUGAUAACUGGCAAUUUUUAAGCUGUGACAAAAACAUUAGGUAUUUAUAGCGAAAGGCAGUCAGUGUUAGAGCCUUGAGUAGUGUGUAGUGACGUGUAGCUGUGCGUCUGUGUAGUGUGGUUGCGCUUUCGUGGUUUUAACUCUGCUGCUUAGCAGCGCUCGGUCUGGUGGGGCAGCUCCAGAGCCACAAGACCCCUCGUCCGCAUGGAAUGGCGACGGUGAGAGGGAUCCGGUGCUGUCCCCCUGUGCCAGCCUUCUCGGCCGGUGCGGUAAUGAGUGGCCAGUGCAUGGAGGCGCCCCGAGCAGGCCAAAUUAAACAACUCAAUUCUGCAGCCCCUGUCGUAGUAGCCUGAAAGAAGCCAUCUCAUGUCAAGUUAUUUUUGCUUUUUAUUCUCUUUAAGUUGAAAUUUGUAUUACUAUCUAGGAUAGAUGAAUUUUUAAUAAUAUUAAACAAAAUGCUGCUUAUUUAGCGACGCGUAACAUUGCUGCAAAAUCCGUUUUACGACUAUUAACAUCGAGACUGGCCAUUCAUAGCUUAACCUCAGCUGGGGUGUGAAUUUAAUGACCAGGAGAGUGUUCACGUUGACCACUAGGAUUUCUGUGCAGUGUAGAGCAGCGAGGGGGGCAGCAAUGGCUGCUGUGGCAGCGGAGCGUAGGGUGGAGUUUGUUGCGUUCUGAGCCGAAAAAAAGCAUUUGCCCCCUCGUUGGAUUUGCCACUUAGUACAGCACAGCUGUGCUCGUACUUGUGUAGUAACAGAGUUGUCGAUAGACAGGCUUGUGUUGUCACCCGUCUGUACAGCCCUGUCAUGUGCACAGGUUAUAACCAGCGCUGCAGUGCAAAAUACUGCUUCUCUGAAAAAUUAUGCAGCAGUUCUAACCUCAUCCCUAAUAUCAACCCUAUCCUGUUUGUGUGUAUGGUUUACACCACAGUCAUUAGCAUACCCGCGUUGCGAUUGCCUGACACUAUAUUCUGAAGGGCGUUUUUUUCUUUCACGAGGACAUCGUGUGUGUACAGCUGCACUUGACCCUGAAGGCGUCUCGCGACCCGGUGGCAGAGAAACGCUGGCAAAUGCGGCGCUGUGAAGUCGUGCUGCCGUGGAAUUGCUCCUGAAGGGGCAAUCUUCUCCGUCCAUGGGAACAGCAAUCCCAUUGGACCGGAUCCCACAGUUCCAGGGAUUCUUAGGGUUACAGUCCCACAAUGGUCAUGUGACUCAAGGACCACCGGUAUGCCUGGUAGAAGGCCCAAGUACCUGGUAGAAGGCCCAAGUACCUGGAGGAGUCCUGCCUUUGGCCACACGCAGCUCUCGGUAUACUCAAAUAUGCAUUUCGUUGAGACUGGAAUGGCUUUUAAACCUGGUUUUAAUUAAGAGUGGAAUAAACAUGUGUGUUUUAGAAUAUCCAAGUUGUCAGCACAGGCUGUCUCUUCGCUCAGUCUAGGACUGACCAGUACAUUCAUCUCCAUAGCACUAAUGCCAUUUUUUCAUUACGUAGCUCAUUGAUAGUACAUAUAAAAGCAAGUAUUAACUUGUAACAGCUUAUACUUGUAUGAAAUAAACAAAAUAAAAUGUACUGCAUGUAUGGUAAUCGCUACU